Molecule: messenger RNA, 3024 nt
Organism: Diaporthe amygdali
Lineage: Eukaryota; Fungi; Ascomycota; Sordariomycetes; Diaporthales; Diaporthaceae
Product: exo-rhamnogalacturonase B
Exons: 10
Coding region: 1-3024 (1007 amino acids)
Biological process (GO): carbohydrate metabolic process
Molecular function (GO): polygalacturonase activity
Source: RefSeq, a predicted model, not a curated record
AUGAACUACACUAGUGCCCACAAUCGCGAGCAGAUCCUCGAGUCGGCCGAUGAGGACUGCGAGGAUUGCAAGCAGGCUAUCAAGAUCGUCUGCAGCAUGCUGAGCCACACUCUCAUAUCUGAGACUGCCAGCUUCAUGACCCUUGCCUCGCGCAAGCUCUACCCCGUGGCCAUGCGAGGCAAUCCGGCCACCCCGGCCGCCACCAGCCUGCGAGAGUAUCACUUCAUCGUCUUGAUGGUCAAGCUCGCCUCCUCCCAUGCCGACGGUCGAGCUCAGGACUUUGCGGAUAACCGCUUCGCUGUCCACAACCUCCUCCUUGAGGAACGCCAGCACGAGCACCUCGCCGAGCACUUCCGCAUGCUCAUGGGACUGUGGGUCAAGGAAGCAUGGGAAAAGCAGCGAGAGGAGGACAUGAAGAAGCAGCAGAGGCAUGCGUGGGAGAAGAAGACGAAGAAAUUACAGGAGGAGCGGGAGCGGGAGCGACACGAGGCUGAGAACAGCGACCGCGACAGCAACAGUGACAGCAACAGCGACAGCAACAGCGACGAUAGAGUCAACCAGGAUAGCUACUCGCCUGCGUCCCAUACCGUCCAGAUCGACCGAGAGGACGACGAUGAGAUCGUGGCGCCGAAUCUGUUCGCUCUGAUGGCCUCCAGAGAGAAUGAUACCUACGAGGACGAGGAGACGGCCUCCGAGAAGGAGGAGACCUCUUCCGAUGAGAUGGAAACGUCUUCCGACGAGGAGACCUCGCUCGACGAGGAGAUGUUUGGCGACGGAUACGAAAGCGAGCUCUUUACAGCCAUAGCCAAGACAAAAAGCUUGUAUGAUGCGGAGGAGGUUGGCCGAGUACAAGCAGGUUUGCCGGAUAGAAGGAUGGUUGGGCUGACGAUUAUCCAGAGUGCUGUUCAACUGCCCUCCGCUGCCGCACCGGAAGAGUGGGUACAUAUCAGGGGAAACCGGGGAUCUGCACAAUUAUCUUGGAGACCCCCACAGGCAUAUCCCCCAGACCCCAGGAACGGCUUCCCCAGUGACGACAUAGCGGACCCUUGGGCGGUGUAUUCUUUGCCGAAGUUCACGAUUCUCCCCGAUAUAAAAGCAGCGAGAGCCGCGAACGGGCAAGACAAGAUGAGUUCCUGCAGCAAGGCCCUCCUCAUCAUGUCUCUCACGAUGCGCAAGACUCUUGCCGCUGCGGCACUCCAGCUGCCCCUCGUCUUCUCGCAGGCCACGCUUGAGGUCUCUGCUGAGAACACGUGCGUCGUCCAGCCCGGCCCCAACGGCACUGACUCGGCGCCGGCGAUCAUUGAAGCCUUCCACAAGUGCGGGCACAAUGAUGCUGCCAACAGAGGCAAGGUCGUGUUCCUCAACCAGACCUACACGGUCAAGACGGUCAUGAACACGACUGGUCUUAGCAACGUCGACGUCGAUCACCAGGGCACCCUCCUGUGGGAUCAGAACGUUGAGUACUGGCUCAACAACUCCCUUCCCGUAGGCUAUCAGAACCAGAGCAGUGCCUGGCUGUUCGGCGGAGAGGGAGUGAGGUGGGAUGGUCAUGGUUAUGGUAGUCUUGACGGCAAUGGGCAAGUUUGGUACGACUACAUCAAUGGAACCAACAACUACCCUGGUCGUCCACACUCAAUCACCUAUACCGGUGUGAGGGACACCGUUAUCGAGAACCUGAGAUUUGUCCAGAGUCAGAUGUGGACAAUGACGAUCAUCCACGCCGAGAAUGUGCUAUUGGAGAACAUCUACGUCAACAGUACAGACUUGGAGCACCCUGUUGGGUUCGACUUCUCGUCUUUGAAUACUGAUGGAGCCGAUACUGUCUAUGCCAACAACAUCACCUUCCGUAACUGGGUAGUCGACAAUGGCGAUGACAGCAUUGCCAUGAAGGCGAACAGCACAAACAUUCUCAUUGAGAACUGCGAUUUCUACACCGGAUUGGGAAUUGCCAUCGGUAGCAUCGGACAAUAUGACGGCCAAUUCGAGACAAUUGAGAACGUGACGAUUCGCAACGUCACAAUCAACAAGAACAUGCGCUACGGCGCCUACGUCAAGACCUGGACGGGCAACAGCACCGGCUACCCACCCAACGGCGGCGGUGGUGGGCUGGGCUACGCGGCCAACAUCACCUUCGAGGACUUCCACCUCAAGAACUCGUCCGGCAUCUUCGCCAUCACGCAGUGCACGAGCUACAACUCGGCCAGCGGCGGCUGCGACACGAGCAAGUUCAAUAUCCGCGACAUGCGCCUCAUCAACUGGAGUGGCACCGCCGCCAGCGAUGUCAUCAGCGACAUCCAGUGCAGCGCCGCGAGCCCCUGCACCGGGAUUGUGCUUGAUGAGAUUGAUAUCAUCGACUCGAUCAACGGCACGCGCCCGGCGAAUUAUCUGUGUGAUAAUGUGGUCGAUCCUACAGGAUUCAACUGUACUGGUCUGCCGUGGGAGGAAAACCCCAGAUGGACUCCACAGCAAUUGCUUCAAGUCAAGGAGAAGAGCGCGGGCGGAGGGCUGAAGGAUAGAGACGUGGUAGUGUUGCAAUUGCAAGAAGUCAAAAAGGCUGUUCCUCAAACUAGCCUACUGAAUGAAGCGAGCCGUGUGAUUGUCAGCCACAAAUGCCGCGGACGAAAGACAUUCGAGAUGGUCGGUGGAUCCUGGAAGGUCCCGGGAGGCAAGUGGGUCUCCUCUGACCCUUUGUCCCAGUAUGUCAAAUAUUCCCCGAAAUCCAAGCGCGGCAAACCUGCCGGCCGUCGCGAAGAAGUUGAGAAGUUCUCGUCCUUCGGGAUUAAUGUCCUUGAGCGCGCGUUUAAUGGCGGUUUUGACAGGCCGGAUCACGCACAGCUCUCCGGGUGCAGUUGCACCGGCUGCUGGUACGCCACCCGCAAGCAGCUCGCUAUUCACAACCGUGUCAUUGGGUCUGGCUAUAAUCAGCGCUUUGCCCGCUUUCUUGAGGAUAAGUCGAAACAGCGCCGUCGUGCGGCGAAGCGUGACGUGCGCGCUGGUUUGCUGGAUGCUGAGGACGACGAGUAG